Molecule: messenger RNA, 1806 nt
Organism: Sclerotinia borealis F-4128
Lineage: Eukaryota; Fungi; Ascomycota; Leotiomycetes; Helotiales; Sclerotiniaceae
Source: the annotation of a GenBank genome assembly
AUGGAGCCCUCAAACUACGAACAUAUACCAGACAAGCCAAGAUAUAUUGACUUUCCUCAUCUAGAACAUGGCACUGUUAUAGAUGGAAAGCUGGCCUUAAAUCGAUGGUCUCAUACAAUUACAAAUGGACAUGACUUUCCAGGAGCGCAGGCAAUGCUCUACGCGGCAGGAGUGCCAAAUCGAGAAAUGAUGAAAUCUGCACCUCACGUUGGAAUAUCCACUGUAUGGUGGGAAGGAAAUCCAUGCAAUAUGCAUCUACACGACCUCGGGAAGCUUGUCAAAGAAUCAGUACAGAAACAGGGUAUGCUUGGAUGGCAAUUUAACACUGUGGGAGUUAGUGAUGCAAUUACUAUGGGUGGAGAAGGCAUGAGAUUUUCUUUACAGACUCGAGAGAUUAUCGCAGAUUCUAUUGAGACUGUCACGUGUGCUCAACAUCAUGAUGCCAACAUCUCAAUUCCUGGUUGUGAUAAGAAUAUGCCAGGAGUCAUUAUGGCUGCUGCGCGUCACAAUAGACCAUUCGUAAUGAUUUAUGGAGGUUCAAUCAAAAAGGGCUAUUCCAAGUUAAUGAAAAAGGAAAUCAAUAUUAGUAGUUGUUAUGAAGCAAGUGGCGCAUUUGCUUAUGAUAAACUUCACGCUGCUGUGGAAGGUGCAACUCCAAGCGAUGUCAUGGAAGAUUAUGAGCAAAACGCUUGCCCUGGUGCUGGUGCUUGUGGUGGAAUGUAUACAGCGAAUACUAUGUCAACCGCAAUCGAAGCCAUGGGACUAUGUCUUCCAGGAUCCUCUUCAAAUCCGGCCGAGUCACCGGCUAAGAUGAGAGAAUGUGUGAAAGCAGCAGAAGCAAUUAAGAUUUGUAUGGAGAAGAAUAUUCGACCACGAGAUCUGUUAACGAAAGAAUCUUUCGAGAAUGCUUUGGUCAUUACAAUGGUCCUUGGAGGAAGUACUAAUGCUACACUUCAUUUCCUCGCAAUGGCUGGUACAGCUGAAGUACCUCUCACUAUUGAUGAUAUUCAACGAGUGAGCGAUAAGAUCCCAUUUUUGGCAGAUUUACAACCUUCUGGAAGAUUCUGUAUGGAGGAUCUCUAUGAUAUUGGUGGAACUCCAGCCGUCAUUAAGCUUCUCAUCGCAGCGGGAUUAAUGAAUGGUGAUAUUCCAACUGUCACAGGAAAGACUUUGAGGGAAAAUGUUGAGAGCUGGCCAUCAUUACCACAAGAGCAGACCCUCAUCAGACCAUUGAGCAAUCCCAUUAAGCAGACUGGUCAUUUACAAAUUCUUCGUGGAAAUAUCUCGCCUGGUGGAGCAGUUGCAAAGAUCACAGGAAAAGAAGGUCUGGUAUUCACGGGAAAGGCAAUGGUUUUCGAUAAGGAACAUGAACUUGAUCAUGCAUUGAAUAAGGGUCAGAUUCCCGAUGGAGAGAAUCUCGUCUUGAUUGUGAGAUAUGAGGGACCUAAGGGAGGGCCUGGUAUGCCAGAACAAUUGAAAGCUAGUGCAGCUAUCAUGGGUGCCGGUCUCAAGAAUGUUGCCCUCGUUACUGACGGUCGAUAUUCUGGUGCUAGUCACGGAUUCAUUGUAGGACACGUUGUUCCCGAAGCAGCAGUCGGAGGUCCUAUCGCAGUAGUGAGAAAUGGCGAUAUAGUCACCAUAUCCGCGAAGACUAAUACUUUAAGCAUGGAUGUAUCUGAUGAAGAAAUUGCGGAAAGACUCAAGUCUUGGAAAGCCCCUAAGAGUGCAGUUAAUAGAGGCGUUUUGGCAAAAUAUGCUAGAUUGGUGGGAGAUGCAUCUCAUGGAGCUAUGACGGAUUUGUUUUAA